This is a messenger RNA of Paramecium pentaurelia, 1250 nucleotides long. Lineage: Eukaryota; Ciliophora; Oligohymenophorea; Peniculida; Parameciidae. The record is from the annotation of a GenBank genome assembly.
AUGAGUGAAUUUUUUUAAAAAAUUACCAAUUUUUGUAGAGGUAAGGAAACAAAAGAAAAUGAUUCAGACAAUGAAGAUCAGGAAAUAUAAAAACAACCACAAAUUUAAAUUGGCGAUAAAUUCAUUUAAUCAAAUAAUUCUCCAUCCAAUUCUGAAAAUUUAUAAAGUACAAAUUCGGAUGUUUAAGAGAAUUAAAAUAUGAAAAAUCCUCAAUCUUAAAGGUAAUUGAAUCACCUUGUAUAUAUAGCCCUAAAAUUAAAAAUUAAUAGAAUUAGCUUUUUAACUAAAAUCAAAGUGAGAAUUAGAAUUUGGAAAGUGUGUUCUAUUCUGUAUAAGUCCAAUAGAAACCUCAAAAUUUUAAACCCAACUCACAAUCAAAUAUUUUCAAGAGUCAAAGCUUUUUGGAUUAAAAAAAUCAAAAUUUAAAUUAUAGGGAAAGUCAAAUAAAUAAUUAAUAUCCUUAAAAUAGAAUUUAAUAAAGUACUAUUAUAUUAUCUCCUAACAAAUGUAUCUAAUAAAUCUAAAUUAAUAAAUCACUUGAUUUUUAAUAAUCUUACAUAUCAAAUUAGCCAUUUAAUAAUAAAUCCAUUAAUAAUUCAUAGCCUUUUUAUCAAGAAACUUCUAAUAAAUAGCACUGGAAUUACAACAUUAUAGAUGAAGAAAAUAAUAAUAAAAUUUAUAAUUCUUAAUAAUUUUAUUAACAUAAUUACUAACCUAAUGAUAAUAUUUAAAAUAAUUUUUAUGAAACGAGUCAAUUAAAAAAAAGUAAUAAAACUUUCGAUUCAUUUAAUUCUUCAUAAGUUUUAACUGAAUAUUAGAGUUGUUAAGAUGAUUUAUAAUCAAAAGCACAUACUAAAUAAGUUAAAUGUGAAUAUUGUAAAAAUGACAUAAAUAUAUAAUAUUUUUUAUUAAAAUGUUAGCAUUUUUAUUGCUAAGAUUGUUUGAAAGAAUUGUUAAAAAAUUAAUCAAAAGUAUGUUAUGUUUAUCGAUGUAAUUGUAAAAAAGAAAUCAAAUUAUAAUUAUUAUUUGAAAAGAAAGAUAAAUAAGUUGAAACUUUAAAAGAGAAAAUGCUAAUAAAUUAGAUAAAUGCACUUAGAGUUAAUUUAGAACAAAAAUAGUAAUAUUAAUUGAAAAAUUGUCGUAAUAAACAUUGUUCAUUUUUUACAAUAAUUCAAAAAGAUUUAGAUUAAAAAUAUUUUUAUUGUCCAUAAUGUUUAGAUAAAUAAAGUGAUAAUUCUUUAAAUAAAUGA